This is a messenger RNA of Candoia aspera, 5071 nucleotides long. RefSeq names its product contactin associated protein 2 (gene CNTNAP2). NCBI's taxonomy places the organism in Eukaryota, Metazoa, Chordata, Lepidosauria, Squamata, Candoiidae. The transcript has 24 exons. Bases 240 to 4205 code for a protein of 1321 amino acids. The record is from RefSeq and is a predicted model, not a curated record.
AGUGACCUCCGUUCCUCAACACUUUAUUGGUCUGAUAGUCCGAAGAGGAGUUGCGUAGACCAAGAGAAAAAAGACGCCAAAGUCUCGGGAACUUCGUGGGACCCGACAGAAUAGACGAGGGUGAGUGGCUUUUACCCUCGAGGUGACGAGCAGCAGAGAAAGAUCGAAGGAGAGAGGAAGACCCAGCAAGAGCUAUUUCCAACUGAUACCUGGGACUAACGGGGGGCCGGAGGUGCAGUAUGGUUGUGGUUCUCCGCGCUGGCUGCACAGCAGCGCUCUUCCUGUGGAUUUUCAGCAACAUCAGCGGCAGAGUCCGGACAGCCCUUCCGUCCUCGCAAAAAUGUGAUGAACCUCUGGUCUCCAGCUUAGCACCCUCCUUCUUCAGCAGUUCUUCCUCUCUGCCAUCUACAUCAAACAGCUAUGCACCAGGGUUUGCCAAGCUAAACAAAAGAGGAGGGGCUGGAGGCUGGUGUCCAUCAGAAAGUAACCAUUACCAGUGGCUACAAGUGGAUUUUGGCAAUAGGAAACAGAUCAGCUCAAUUGCUACUCAAGGCAGAUAUAGUAGCUCUGACUGGGUAACCCAGUAUCGGGUGCUUUAUAGUGAUACAGGGAGAAAUUGGAAGCCAUAUCACCAAGACGGAAAUGUUUGGGCAUUUCCUGGAAAUGUAAAUUCAGACACCGUGGUGAGACAUGAUUUACAGCAUCCAGUUAUUGCCCGCUAUGUUCGGAUACUUCCUCUGGAGUGGAGCGGAGAGGGUCAAAUUGGACUGAGGAUAGAGAUCUAUGGCUGUCCUUAUUGGGCUGAUGUUAUCAAUUUUGAUGGCCGUGCUGUAUUGCCGUACAGAUUUGGACACAAGAAGAAAACGUUGAAAACGCUAAAAGAUGUCAUUGCUCUGAAAUUUAAAACCACAGAAAGUGAAGGCGUACUCUUCCAUGGAGAAGGCCAGCAAGGAGAUUAUAUCACCCUGGAGCUGAAAAAGGCCAAACUGGUCCUUAAUUUAAAUUUAGGUAGCAACCAGUAUGGCUCAAUUUAUGGACACACAUCUGUGACUACAGGUAGCCUUUUGGAUGACCACCAUUGGCAUUCUGUUUUAAUAGAGCGUCAUGGGAAAAACAUCAAUCUCACACUUGACAGACACUUGCAGCAGUUUCGGAUCAAUGGGGAAUUUGACCACUUGGAUCUGGACUAUGAGAUAACAUUUGGAGGCAUGCCUUUUUCUGGGAAGCCCAGUUCAAACAGCAGAAAGAAUUUCAAGGGCUGCAUGGAGAGCAUCAUCUACAAUACCAACAAUAUCACAGAUAUGGCCAGAAGGAAGAAAUUGGAGCCUUCUACUGGGGGGAAUUUAAGCUUUUCCUGUAUGGAGCCUCACACGGUGCCAGUAUUUUUCAAUGCUACCAGUUUCCUGGAAGUGCCUGGCCAUCCAAAUCGUGAAUUAUUCUCAGUCAGCUUUCAAUUUCGGACAUGGAAUCCAAAUGGAGUUCUGCUGUUCAGCAACUUUGUUGAAGGCCUAGGUAGCAUACAGAUUGACUUGGCUGAGGGAAAAGUCAAUGUCCAUAUUAAUGUUACUGGAGUGAAGAAGAAUAAAAUCAACAUAUUUUCAGGGGCAGGACUCUGUGAUGGGCAGUGGCAUGAGGUUCGAUUCUUAGCAAAAGAAAAUUUUGCAGUUCUCACUAUUGACGGUGAUGAAGCCUCUUCUGUUCGGAGUACCAGUCCUCUGAAAGUUUUGACAGGAGAAAAAUAUCUGUUUGGAGGUUUCCUUCAGCGGUCAUUCCAGGGCUGCAUGCAGUUUAUUCAUGUGGAUGAUCAAUUGGUGGAUUUACAUGCAGUAGAACAAGGAAAGUUGGGAAGUUUUGCCAAUAUCAGCAUUGAUAUGUGUGCCAUUAUUGAUCGGUGUGUGCCCAAUCACUGUGAGCAUGGAGGGAAGUGUACCCAAACAUGGGAUAGCUUCAGUUGCACCUGUGAUGGAACUGGAUACAGUGGAGCCACGUGCCAUAAUUCUAUUUAUGAACUCUCCUGUGAAGCAUAUAAACAUUUGGGCAAAACAACAGGUUCUUACUGGAUAGAUCCAGAUGGCAGUGGUGCACUGGGACCUUUGAAAGUUUACUGCGAUAUGACAGAGGAUAAAGUAUGGACUACUGUGAAUCAUGACUUACAAGAGCGUUUUCCGGUGGUAAGCAACAGACCAGAGAAGCAUGCUUUGCUACAGCUUAAUUACAGUGCCACCAUGGAUCAAAUCUCAGCCAUCACUGGUAGUGCCGAGUAUUGUGAACAGUUCAUCUCCUAUGUCUGUAAACUGUCAAGGCUGCUGAAUACCCCAGAUGGCAAUCCAUAUACCUGGUGGACUGGACGUGCCAAUGAAAAGCACUACUACUGGGGUGGCUCUGGGCCAGGCAUUCAGAAAUGUGCCUGUGGUAUUGAACGUAACUGUACUGAUUCCAAAUACAAUUGCAACUGUGAUGCUGAUUCUAAACAAGAGAGAAAAGAUGCUGGUCUUUUAUCUUACAAAGACCAUUUACCUGUCAGUCAAGUGGUGGUUGGAGAUAUUGGUCGGCCAGGCUCAGAUGCCAAGUUAACUGUAGGCCCUCUGCGUUGCCAUGGAGACCAAAAUUAUUGGAAUGCUGCAUUAUUUGUUACUCGAUCUUCGUAUCUCCACUUCUCCACCUUCCAAGGGGAGACGAGUGCUGACAUUUCUUUCUAUUUCAAAACGUCUGCCCCUGAUGGAGUGUUCCUUGAGAAUCGGGGGAAUUCAGACUUCAUCAGACUUGAGCUAAAAUCUGCUACAGAUGUAUCUUUCUCAUUUAAUGUUGGAAAUGGCCCAGUAGAGAUUAUUGUGAAGUCACCCCGUUCGCUCAUUGAUGAUCAGUGGCAUCGGGUAACUGCAGAACGCAAUGUCAAAGAGGCCAGCCUGCAAGUAGACCAGCUCCCCAAAGAGGUCCGGAAGGCUCCCACUGAAGGCCACACUCGACUAGAACUCUAUAGCCAGCUCUAUGUUGGUGCUGCAGGUGAACAGAUAGGAUUUUUGGGCUGCAUUCGCUCUUUAAGAAUGAAUGGAUUGACUCUGGAUUUAGAAGAGAGAGCAAAAGUCACCCCAGAUGUGAAACCUGGUUGUUCUGGUCAUUGCACAAGCUAUGGGGUACAUUGCAAAAAUGGUGGCAAAUGUGUUGAAAAAUACAAUGGAUACUCAUGUGACUGUUCCCAGACAGCAUACGAUGGUCCUUUCUGCAGAAAAGAUGUUGGAGCCUUUUUUGAAGAGGGGAUGUGGCUCCGGUAUAAUUUUUCAUCUGUAGGAAACAAUGUGAAGGAUUCAGGGAGCAGAACUCUCUUGAGCUCCAAAGAAUCAGAGAACUCUGUACAAGAUCUGAGUCUCAAUAAAGAAGAGAUCAGUUUUAGCUUCAGCACUAGCAAAGCUCCUUGUAUCCUGCUGUACAUCAGUUCUUAUUCUCAGGACUACAUGGCAGUGCUGGUGAAUCCAUCUGGAAAUUUACAGGUUCGAUACAAACUUGGAGGUGCUAAAGAGCCAUACAACAUCAAUGUAGAUCACAGGAAUGUGUCAAAUGGACAGCCACACAGUGUGAAUAUCACACGGGUGGGAAAGGACAUAGUUCUCCAGCUGGACCUUUAUCCCCCAGCAAGCUAUACCUUACCAGGAUCAUCAAGCCUUCAGUUCAGCUCACUGAAGUCACUCUUUCUAGGAAAAGUAAUAGAACUCGGAAAGAUUGAUCAAGAGAUCCAUAAAUACAACACUCCAGGAUUUUCUGGCUGCCUGUCACGUGUGCAGUUCAACCAGAUUACUCCACUCAAGGCAGCCUUGAGACAGACCAACAUCUCCUCUCACAUCUACACACAAGGAGAACUUGUAGAAUCGAACUGCGGGGCAAAUCCCCAGACCAUCCAACCAAUGUCUUCUGCAACAGACCAUUGGCAUCCAGAUUCAGGUGCUGAUCUUCCUUACAAUGGUCAAGUAAUAGGAAGUGGUGUUAACAGGAAUUCAGCAAUUAUUGGAGGUAUCAUUGCUGUUGUGAUCUUCACCAUUCUCUGCACCCUGGUGUUCCUCAUUCGAUACAUGUUCCGCCACAAGGGAACCUACCACACCAAUGAAGCCAAGGGGUCAGAAUCUGCUGAGAGCGCAGAUGCCGCUAUUAUGAACAAUGACCCCAAUUUUACAGAAACCAUUGAUGAGAGCAAAAAAGAGUGGCUUAUCUGAAAUGAAACGGGAGGAGGAAACAGCAGGGAUUGGGGCAGGAUUGGGGAACAUUUUUUUCAACAAGAAGAGAGCUCUCUUAAGGACUCUUGAGCACAUCUAGUUUUAAAAAGGAGGAGAACAGCACAACUCAAGGAGCAAGUGACAGACAGACAUUGAGACUGCAAACCCAACAUACAGAAAAUACUGGUUUAUCAUGAAUUGCCCCUUUUUGUAUACAUCUAAACCAAGAAAAUAAUCCAAGCGGUUCAGUAAUUUAAGUUCAUCACUGAUUCAUACUUGUCAGUAAUUAUUGGUGUCUUUAUCUGUGGUUAGAGGUGUUUAAAAAUACCUGUCACUACAGGGGCCACUUUUCUAUUUUUUUUAAUCCCUUUAGAAUGUAAAUAUCUCUCUCCAAACAACAGGAUAUCUGCCUCUAAAGCCUAGGAACAUUCUUCUCUAGCCUUUUAGCAUAAUGUUCUAAAAAGGAUGUGAUAAUAGCUGGAUCACACUCACAUUGUCAUUUGACUUGAUUUGAACAUUCAGCUUAAAGGUAUCAGACUGCAGGACUGGUUUUAAAUGGCUUUAGAGUCAUUCCCCCUCUCUGGCAAAUUCUCAGAAUUCUCUGUAAUAGUCUGAAAAGGCCAGGAAUCCCCAAGGGUAUCUUCUUUUAUUGGUGUAGACAUGUUAGUCACCUCUGUUGUUUGAGAGGAGCCCAUAUCAGUCUUGCUCCAGUUUCUUGGAAUGAGAAUACAGGGGUUUCACAGAGUGGUUUCCUCCGACAGAAUCUCCAACAUUACUGAAUUGAAAAUCUCACAGGAAACAGCCACAUUUCAGUGGCUGUCAAUCUGUUGGAGGAGCUCUCACAGAAUUCUUCUCUUCGGGAGAAG